Molecule: messenger RNA, 1271 nt
Organism: Pseudocercospora fijiensis CIRAD86
Lineage: Eukaryota; Fungi; Ascomycota; Dothideomycetes; Mycosphaerellales; Mycosphaerellaceae
Exons: 2
Coding region: 92-997 (301 amino acids)
Biological process (GO): monoatomic ion transport
Cellular component (GO): plasma membrane; endoplasmic reticulum
Molecular function (GO): monoatomic ion channel activity
Source: RefSeq, a predicted model, not a curated record
CGGUCGCGCGCUUUGCUUCUGUACACACCUCUUCAUCCCUCCCUACGAGCGUCACGUCCACUCCCAGACAAGACACCCCCGAUCAGUCAACAUGGGCAAUCAAGCUCUUCAAAUCAACAACGCCCGGGUCAAUGGCGGUUCUGCUCAAAUCGGCAUUACCGUUCGUGGUAGCGAUUGGUACUGGACAGUGUGCGCAGUCAUGACCGUCGCUACCUUCGCCUUCAUCGCUCUUUCUGCCACAAAGCCACGACAGGACCGCAUCUUCCACUACAUCACCGCCGGUGUGACCAUGGUCGCAGCCAUCGCCUACUUCACCAUGGGCUCCCAUUUGGGUUUCACUCCCAUCGAUGUCGAGUUCGCGCGCAGCGGCCCGAAAGUCGCCGGUGUCAACCGUGAAAUCUACUACGUUCGAUACAUCGACUGGUUCAUCACCACGCCACUCCUCCUCAUGGACCUGAUGCUCACGGCCGCCAUGCCAUGGCCAACAACCGCCUGGGUCAUCCUCGUCGACGAAGUCAUGAUCAUCACCGGCCUCGUCGGUGCUCUCGUCUCCUCUAGCUACAAAUGGGGCUACUUCGUCUUCGGCUGCGUAGCACUCAUCUGGAUCGUCUACGUCCUCGUCUGGGAAGCUCGCAAGCACGCCUACGGCGUCUCCUCCGACGCCGGCAAAGCCUUUAUGUUCUGCGGCUCGCUGACAGCUCUCCUCUGGACCCUCUACCCCAUCGCAUGGGGCGUAUCUGAGGGUGGAAACGUCAUUGCUCCAGACUCUGAGGCUGUCUUCUACGGUAUCCUCGAUAUCCUCGCUAAGCCGGGUUUCGGUGCUCUGCUUUUGUGGGGACAUCGCAAUAUCAGCCCUGCUCAGCUUGGUCUUUCGAUCCGUGAUUAUGACGGUACUGAUCCUGUCAUUCAUGAGAAACGUCAUGGGAACAACGUCACUAAUAGCUCUAAUGGUGUUAAGAAUGGCUCUGGCGCUGUUCCUGCGAACGAGACUGUUUAGAGAAAGAAAGCAAGAGAGUCAGGGCCUUGAUCGCACUCAGUCGUGCGUGGAUGAAGAAAAGAAGGAGAAAGAUGCUCAUCGCUCCGCCCCACAGUGCUUCUUGGAUCCUUUGGCGCUUUGCUUUGCUUUGCUUUAUUUUCAAGAUAUCCCCGGCCUGCGAUGGAUGAUUCAUGAAACGUUGAGGAUGAGAUAGUUUUGGCGUUGCUCCAGCUGCUUUUUAUUAACCUAUCUCUGUAAUCUCUGUAUCACACGACAUCUAAUACCUCUACUGCGU